GUCUCUCGCUCCAUGGGAUGCUGAUUCUCUUCCAGAGAGCACUGAGGACAGCAUGGCAGUGGCUUUUGAUGCGAUGCUGGCUCGGGUCAAGGAUGUGUGUAAAAGGAAUGGUUUGCUCAUUCUCUCUGUGCUGUCUGUCAUCAUAGGAUGUCUCCUUGGAUUCUUCCUCCGGACCAGGCGCCUCUCUCCGCAGGAAAUUAGUUAUUUCCAGUUUCCUGGAGAGCUCUUGAUGAGAAUGCUGAAAAUGCUGAUUCUGCCCCUGGUUGUAUCAAGUUUAAUGUCUGGGCUAGCAGCGCUUGAUGCGAAGACAUCUAGUCGAUUAGGCAUCAUUACAGUCACUUACUAUCUCUGGACCACCUUUGUGGCUGUUGUUGUGGGAAUAAUUAUGGUCUCCAUCAUCCAUCCUGGUGGACUAGCCCAGAAGGAGAACACUGAGGAAAGUGGGAAGCCAAUCAUGAGCUCUGCUGAUGCCUUGCUGGACUUAAUUCGGAAUAUGUUUCCUGCCAAUCUUGUUGAGGCCACUUUUAAACAGUACCGAACCAAAAGCAUCCCUAUUGUCAAAGCUGACAAGUCAGCAUCUGAAAGCAGCACUCGCCGAAUCAUAAUCUAUGGAAUUCAGGAUGAGAAUGGAUCCAGCAUCCAAAAUUUUGCUUUGGAUAUCACACCACCACCGGAAGUGAUUUACAAAUCAGAGCCAGGCACCAGCGAUGGCAUGAAUGUACUGGGAAUUGUAAUAUUCUCUGCUACAAUGGGAAUAAUGCUGGGCAGGAUGGGUAGCAGUGGAGUUCCUUUGGUCAGUUUUUGCCAGUGCUUAAAUGAAUCUGUCAUGAAGAUAGUGGCUGUUGCCGUGUGGUACUUUCCAUUUGGAAUAGUGUUCCUUAUUGCUGGUAAGAUCUUGGAAAUGGAUGAUCCAUCAGCUAUUGGGAAGAAGCUAGGCUUUUAUGCCAUUACUGUGGUUUGCGGCCUGGUAGUGCAUGGACUUUUUAUUCUGCCAAUGAUGUAUUUCUUCAUCACCAAGAAGAACCCCAUUGUCUUCAUCAGAGGGAUUCUUCAAGCUUUGCUUAUUGCUUUGGCCACAUCAUCUAGUUCUGCCACUUUGCCUAUUACCUUCAAGUGCUUGUUAGAGAACAAUCAUGUGGACAGGAGGAUUGCCAGAUUUGUACUCCCUGUGGGGGCAACAAUCAAUAUGGAUGGGACUGCCCUUUAUGAAGCAGUAGCAGCUAUUUUCAUUGCUCAAGUAAACAAUUAUGAGCUGGACUUUGGACAGAUCAUCACCAUAAGUAUUACAGCAACAGCUGCCAGUAUAGGGGCAGCUGGGAUUCCACAAGCUGGCCUUGUGACCAUGGUUAUCGUUCUGACUUCAGUGGGGCUGCCUACGGAUGACAUCACUCUCAUAAUUGCAGUUGAUUGGGCAUUAGACCGAUUCCGCACAAUGAUCAAUGUCCUAGGAGAUGCUCUUGCUGCUGGAAUAAUGGCACACAUCUGUAGGAAAGAUUUCACCAAAGAUGCAUCUGAGGUGCCUUUGAUCUGUGAAACAAAACCUAUCAGCAUUCAUCAGAUCAUGGCUUACCAGAGAAAUGGCUGUGUAAAAACCAUGAAUGAACCACAUGGACCUGAAAUAUCAAAAACAUUGCAACAUCACAUACCUAUUCAAGUGGAGCAAGAAGCAAACCCCACAGAAACGCAUACAGAGAAAUCCUGCAGUAAAGACCACUGUACUAUUGAAAUCAAUGAACUAGAAACUAAUGUAUAAGUGUUAUCCUUUAUGCUAUAAGGAGCCUAAUGACUACCUCAUAGGUGGAACCAAGGAUCAACCUUUUGCCUUGAAUGGGAAACCAUGGAAUGACUGCCAUGAGAGGACUGAAGCUUUGAGGCCAGCUGUGAACAUCUGUGAAGAUGGGACACUACACAGCAUAUGUUGAAUGGUUGUUGUAAAGGGAGCAAAUCAUUGGACAAUGUUGCUUUACUCUGAGCAGACUGACAUUCACGUAUAAUACACUUUUUAAAAAAGAUCUGUUUAAAAUGAUUUUAUUUCACCUACUGUUUUAGCUACAGAAUGAACUUGCCAUAACUGCACUCAAAUCUUAACAUCAAGG
Molecule: messenger RNA, 2096 nt
Organism: Pogona vitticeps (central bearded dragon)
Lineage: Eukaryota; Metazoa; Chordata; Lepidosauria; Squamata; Agamidae
Gene: SLC1A7
Product: solute carrier family 1 member 7
Biological process (GO): L-glutamate transmembrane transport
Cellular component (GO): plasma membrane
Molecular function (GO): neutral L-amino acid transmembrane transporter activity; L-glutamate transmembrane transporter activity; glutamate:sodium symporter activity
Source: RefSeq, a predicted model, not a curated record